Messenger RNA from Striga hermonthica, 441 nucleotides. The record is from the annotation of a GenBank genome assembly. Lineage: Eukaryota; Viridiplantae; Streptophyta; Magnoliopsida; Lamiales; Orobanchaceae.
AUGGCCAGAGUCGAAGGUGACAGCAAGGAACCACUUAAUGAGCAAGCCGUUGCCAACAUAUAUGCUUCCAUGAGAACUGAAAUUAACCAAAUAUACUCCAAAAUCACUGAACUAGAAAUGGAGGUUAGCGAGCAUUCACUGGUGAUCAAUGCCAUUCAGCCGCUUGACCCAUCCAGAAAGUGCUACCGCAUGAUUGGGGGUGUACUUGUUGAGAGAACUAUAAAAGAAGUUUUGCCAGCUGUCCUCAGGAAUAAAGAGGGCCUGGAGGAGGUGAUCGCUCGGCUUACUGAGGCUUUGGAGAGGAAGAAAACUGAAGUUUCCGAAUUCGAGGCCAAGUACAAAAUCAGAAUCCGAAAGGGUGAUGGUGAGAUGGACGGAAGUGGUAAGAAGGAAGGAAAUGCACAGGGAGUUCUUGUUGGUCCUGCUGGGGCUAAUUCAUAG